Molecule: messenger RNA, 1314 nt
Organism: Pisolithus orientalis
Lineage: Eukaryota; Fungi; Basidiomycota; Agaricomycetes; Boletales; Pisolithaceae
Exons: 12
Coding region: 1-1314 (437 amino acids)
Source: RefSeq, a predicted model, not a curated record
AUGUCCACCAAACAGUCCUGCCAAGUUCAUUUCCAUCAUCGAGCUAAUGUAAGACCAAUCAAGCCAAGGCAAUCUAGCUCCCACAUAAAGCAGUCCAAAAAUCUGGAGGAGACACUAGUACAACUGUGGUCGAACAUGGAUAUUGUGGCUGAUUCAUGUGACAGCUUGCUGGAUCAGUUCAUGCAGGAAAGGGAGCCAACUGCUCUGGCAGAGGGCAGCAUUGCAGCUGUAGUAGAUCCACAUGACAACUUGAUGAAUCAGUUCCUGAAUGAACAGGAACCAACUGCUCCCCCAGUGGAUGGAAUGAAUGAUAUGAAGGGAACCAAUGCCUCCCCCACUCAUUUCAAAUUGGAUGAGGACAAUGGUGCAAACCAUUUGACUUUUGGCAUGCCCAAACAAUCAGAGAUGAGGGAUCUUUUUGAAGAAAUAUGCAAUGGUGAACUUCCAUCCACACAGCAAUCUCUUCAAAUGGAACAAUGGGGAUUGGCACCUGUUCCAUGUUGCAAUCAAGUCCUGUGCACCUUACAUGCCAUGGUAUCUCACUAUGGCAGAAACACCACUCCCAGCAACAUGCCAUUUGAUCCCACCCUUGAUAGGCACCUUGUGUGGGCUGUGAAUGCCAUUGCAAGAGAAUUGGGCACAGCUACAAGGGACCAGUAUGGUGCAGCCUCUCAGGGCCUUCAACUCAUCAAUAUGCUUGAUUUGAUGGAAGUCAUUCAUUAUCCACAUUCCACCUUUGAAAAUUGUCCCAAGCCAUUCAUCACCAGCCAAUCACACCCAUCUCACCAGUCUGUGGUAGAGGUGGGUAUCCUCUACUUGGCAUGCCAGAUUGAGGUGGCCUCUGUACAUCUGAAGCAGACUGCUGAUGUUGUGGGAUGGCCUGUGCAUUGGUCUGCAAACCUAGCAACGGUCUUGAAUCAGCUUAAUAGCUUGAUUCUGGUGAUGGUGUUGUGUGCCAGUUAUACUCCUCCCCUCCCAGCAUGCUACCAUGUGUACCUCAGACACCAAGAUGAUGAGUUAAUUCCCCUUAGUGCAUUUUGCAUAAUUAACAAUAUCAGUGCCAGCAUCCCACAUUGGACCCCACAUGCAGCUGAUCCCAAUUCCAGCUUUGCAUUCCCUUGGUGGAUAUAUUGUUCUGAGGAAUAUGCAGCAGAUUCCCAACGAUUGCAAGGCAAGGGAUUGUUUUCCACUGCCUGGGAUUUUUUUAAGUUGAUGAUGGCCCAGGGCUUAUGGCCAUUGCCUGAGGUGCCAAUUGCAGACUGUCUCAAUGGCCAUAUUGAGGAGCAGGUAAACUACUGCAUUGAAAAUAUUUAG